ACACAAGUAACAAGUACACUAUUACUACUACUACUACUACUACUACUAAUAAACAAGGAAAAUGGUAUUCAAAUCUUCAACAUUCUCCCUCCUCCUCUUCCUCUUCCUCUUCCUCCUUUCACCAACAAAACCAUCACUUGCUCUUAAACACCCUCAAAAGCCUAGGAAGCCAUGCAAGAGUAUGUCAUUCUACUUCCAUGACGUACUCUACAACGGCAAGAAUGCCAAAAACGCCACUUCAGCCAUCGUAGCCGCCCCGGCUUGGGCAAACACAACCAUAAUGGCAGGCCAAAACCAUUUUGGAGAUCUCGUAAUUUUCGACGAUCCCAUUACACUUACAAAUGAUUUUCACGCCACACCAGUAGGCCGCGCUCAAGGGUUGUAUUUUUACGACAAGAAGGAGGUGUUUACGGCUUGGUUAGGGUUCUCUUUUGUGUUCAACUCUAGUGAACAUAAGGGUACCUUAAACUUUGCAGGGGCUGACCCUUUAAUGAAUAAGACUAGGGACAUUUCUAUUAUUGGAGGAACUGGUGAUUUCUUUAUGGCUAGAGGUGUUGCUACCUUGAUGACUGAUGCCUUUGAAGGCGAGGUUUAUUUUCGACUUCGUACUGAUAUUCAGCUCUAUGAAUGUUGGUAACGUACUUCAUGCGUGGUUGUAUCAUCCACACUAUAUAGCUCAAUGUUGUUUAUUGAACGGACGCUUAUUUACUUAUUUGUAUGCAUUAUUUUAUUUUCCAAAAUGAGUUUUGGUGUUUUCUUUCUUAAGGAGUCUCUGAUUUGGCGUAAUUUUUUUUUUUUUUUUUUUUUUGUAAAAUAAAAGGUGAAAUGGUGCAUGCGUUACAUCUUGGAUCUAUAGUUAGUUGCCUAGAUGACGAAAUAUAAUUUGGUAUUACGUUAAAAUUGAAAUAUCUAAUUAUGAUGAACCCAUAAGAGAAAGAACCAUCAAAUAUAAGCAACAUUUGCAAGUAGUGUCGUUCAAAUCUAAUACUCCGUUGGUACGAUUAUAUCCGGGUGAUGAAAAUUUUGGUACUACUCGAAUCUAUUCAAGGCGACCCAUGUCAUAUUCAAGUUUAUUGCCUGUUAUUAUUUCAUUAGUACAACUUAAUCAAUAUUAGUCACUUUUACAGUUUUGAUAACAUUAUUUCGAAAACAACCUAUGAUUGGGUCAAAUAUAGGAUCCUUUAAACCUAUAAUAUUUACCGAUAUUUCUAGGUAUGUCAAAUGGGUCGUUGGUUGAUCAUAUUUUUUUUUUUUUUGGUAUGUUUCACUUGACCAACCUAGUUUUUGGGUUUGAAACAUUUAUUAAUAGGAGUACUAACUUUUGAUAGACUUUUUUUUUUAAUACCCUAUACGUUUUUUUUUUCUUUACGUUUUCAUUUUUGGGAGCAGUUGUUUUAAAUCGGGUCGAGCUCCCACCGGAUUUCGAGUCGGGUGAGCUAUUGACAGGUCUCGGGUCGCUAAAUAAAAGUAACCCGCAUCACGAAUUCACGAUUCUCUCUCUUUCAUCCUCUUCGUUCACUUCCGGCAGCCUCUCGGCGCCGUUAGUUCAAUUUCCGGCGGACUCACAAGGUUGCUGAAACGGCAUGGCGCUCGUUUUGGUGCACUUCUAGCUUCCCAGUGCUCUCGAUUCCGCCCAAAUUGGCCGUCAAUUUCCAGGCUAAUUGGCAGGCGAAUAGUUCAUUUGGGUUCGUCCUAUGGCGCUAUUGUUGAUUACUGUUGUGGAGGUCUUGCCUAUUAGUGCAAUUGAUGGCUGUAUGACAUUUGGAGCUGGAGACGGAGGGGUCGAAGAAAGUGUCUGUUACAGACCGCGUUGAUUGAGGGAAGAUUGGAGAUUUUUGGGUAUUAAGUAGCAAAUGGUUAUGUAAAUCUAGCCAAAAAUAACAUAGGUAGUGCCAUGGUUAUAUUGUUCUAGAACCAUAACUUCAUACAGUUGAGAACUUGAAAAGCUAUACAGGUUACGGAGUAUUGUUCUUGCGGUUUCUAUGUAUUAUGGGAUUGUAUUGCGUCGGUCAAGAAUUUGAAUCCUGAUAUUGAUAUGCUAUGGAAGUGAGAAGACAAUGUUAUUUGGUUUCUUUAGCAGGAUA
Messenger RNA from Spinacia oleracea (spinach), 2084 nucleotides. Its product is annotated as disease resistance response protein 206. Bases 62 to 637 code for a protein of 191 amino acids. Lineage: Eukaryota; Viridiplantae; Streptophyta; Magnoliopsida; Caryophyllales; Amaranthaceae. The record is from RefSeq and is a predicted model, not a curated record. The transcript has 2 exons.